Lotus japonicus is the source of this 1936-nucleotide messenger RNA. Its product is annotated as amino acid permease 6-like. The coding region runs from base 243 to 1676 and encodes 477 amino acids. NCBI's taxonomy places the organism in Eukaryota, Viridiplantae, Streptophyta, Magnoliopsida, Fabales, Fabaceae. Gene Ontology annotation, cellular component: plasma membrane. The transcript has 7 exons. The record is from RefSeq and is a predicted model, not a curated record.
ACUCUUCUUUUGACUUCUCUUCUCCCCCUCACCCUCUAUUUAAGGGACCCUUCCUCCUAUCUCUCUCAAACUCAUCUUUCUUUCUCUCUUGCAAUUCAAAUAUCUUUCUGUGUUCGAGAGCCAACACAUCCAGCCAGAGAAAAACAACAGUCCUCUGUUUUUCUCUGGUUUCCCCUGAUUCUAGACAGGGCACAUACAUACUACUAGUACACCAACACUACUUGACUCAAGAACUGAGAGAGAUGAAUCCUGAUCAGUUUCAGAAGAACAACAUGUACAUAGAAACCCCUGAAGGUGGCAAAAACUUCGACGAUGAUGGACGAGACAAAAGAACUGGGACAUGGGUGACUGCAAGUGCUCACAUCAUAACAGCAGUGAUAGGGUCAGGAGUGCUGUCACUUGCAUGGGCAAUUGCUCAGAUGGGUUGGGUGGCUGGCCCUGCUGUUCUGCUUGCCUUCUCCUUCAUCACUUACUUCACCUCGACUCUUCUUGCCGACUGCUACCGUUCACCGGACCCCGUUCACGGCAAGCGAAACUACACCUAUUCCGAGGUUGUCAGAGCUGUCCUAGGAGGAAGGAAAUUUCAACUAUGUGGAUUAGCUCAGUAUGUAAAUCUUGUCGGUGUGACAAUCGGCUACACAAUAACUGCUUCAAUUAGUAUUGUGGCGGUGAAAAGGUCGAAUUGUUUUCACAAACAUGGUCAUCAAGCUAGUUGCGCCAUUCAAAAUUAUCCAUUCAUGAUCCUCUUUGCUUGCAUCCAAAUCGUCCUUAGCCAGAUUCAAAACUUCUCCAAGCUCUCCUGGCUCUCCAUUGUUGCAGCUGUGAUGUCUUUUGCUUAUUCUUCCAUUGGCCUCGGCCUCUCCAUAGCCAAAGUAGCAGGCGGGGGACAUGUUAGAACAUCCUUAACGGGGGUGGAAGUUGGGGUUGAUGUGACAGGACCCGAGAAGGUGUGGAGGACUUUCCAAGCUAUUGGUGACAUUGCCUUCGCUUAUGCUUAUUCUAAUGUCCUCAUUGAGAUUCAGGAUACCCUGAAAUCAAGCCCUCCAGAGAACAAAGUGAUGAAAAGAGCAAGUUUGAUUGGCAUCUUGACCACAACCAUGUUUUACAUGCUAUGUGGUAUCUUGGGUUAUGCAGCAUUUGGAAACGAUGCACCAGGAAAUUUCCUCACUGGGUUCGGUUUCUACGAGCCCUUUUGGCUAAUAGACUUUGCCAACAUUUGCAUAGCCAUUCACUUAAUCGGAGCAUAUCAGGUCUUCUGCCAACCCAUAUUUGGAUUCGUUGAGAAGUGGAGUCAGGGAAAAUGGACCAACAGCCAAUUUAUAAAUGGAGAGCAUGCUCUGAACAUUCCUUUCUGUGGAACCUUCUAUGUGAACUUCUUCAGGGUAGUGUGGAGAACCACCUAUGUUAUCAUCACUGCUCUGAUAGCUAUGGUAUUCCCAUUCUUCAAUGACUUCCUGGGCCUGAUUGGUUCACUCUCCUUCUGGCCAUUAACUGUUUAUUUCCCCAUAGAGAUGUACAUUAAGCAGUCCAAGAUGAAAAAAUAUUCCUUCACCUGGACAUGGCUCAAGAUAUUGAGCUGGGCUUGCCUCAUAGUUUCUAUCAUCGCAGCUGCUGGUUCCAUCCAAGGUCUCUCUCAAAGUCUCAAGAAAUACCAGCCAUUCAAAGCUCAGCAAUAAUACUUACAACUUCUAUGUGGUGUCGUUUUCUUUACUCUCAAGUCACUUUCCUUUAGUUUUAAUAAGUCGUGUCAGCAAGUGUCCACAGAUAAUGUAAUGUUAUCAAGUGCCUAUGAAAGAAAGAACUUAGCACCCAGCUGCAUUGUAUAUAUGUCAUGAAUAAUUCCAAGUUGUUUGUAAGUCAGUACUAUCAUUUAAAAUUGCUAUCCAUGGUACAUGUAGAAUAUAUAUUAUGACCACUCGAUUAAGUGGAGCCUGAA